This is a messenger RNA of Aethalodelphis obliquidens (Pacific white-sided dolphin), 1659 nucleotides long. It is a transcript of the gene DCDC2B, whose product is annotated as doublecortin domain containing 2B. Lineage: Eukaryota; Metazoa; Chordata; Mammalia; Artiodactyla; Delphinidae. The record is from RefSeq and is a predicted model, not a curated record. Gene Ontology annotation, biological process: intracellular signal transduction. Gene Ontology annotation, cellular component: microtubule; microtubule organizing center.
UAGGAGCCACAGCCCAGGAGCAGACUAGCCAUCCUUGGGGAACAGCCCCCAAAGCUGAUCUUCCUUUAAGCUCAGCCCUUGGGCUGCAGAGUGGCAGGGAGGCUGAGAGUCCCUCGCUCCACCCAGUACUGGAACAUCUGUGUUUCAGUGUCAUCUCUGCCACUGCCUCUCUCACUGAGUCCCAGGCUCUUUCUUCAUAUGUAGUGAUCAGACCCACCGUACUCUUGUGAGGCCCCACCAAGAGCAGGUUGGAUGAGACCUUGAAUGCAGACAGAUGCUCCUAUGGAGGCUCUCCCUGCCUUUCUGGGUGAGAGGGCAGGACUCCACCUCUGAUUGGCACUGCUCCCAGCCCUGCCUUAGUUGCCUGGCAACAGCUCUGCGUCUCUAGCCGGGGAUACGCUAUGGCAGGUGGCAGUCCAGCAGCCAAGAGGGUAGUGGUGUCCCGGAAUGGGGACCCCUUCUCCCCAGGCCACCAGCUGGUGGUGACUCAACACUGCUUCCCCACCCUGGAGACCUUCCUCUGUGAUGUGACAUCGGCUGUGCAGGCCCCACUGGCCGUGCGUGCUCUCUACACGCCUUGUCAUGGCCACCCUGUCACUGACCUGGCAGACCUGCAGAACAGAGGGCAGUAUGUGGCUGCUGGCUUUGAACGAUUCCGCAAGUUCCCCUCUUUAUACCCUAGAGGGGAGAAUCCAGGUGGGAAGAGCAGCAGACUACCUGGCCCUCCUGUGAUUCAGCAGCCAUGUGAUGGGGCCCUUGGACAGCGGCUACCUGCAGGUUCCCCCUGCUGUAUCCAUGUGUUCAGGAAUGGGGACCUGUUAAGCCCCCCAUUUAGCCUGAAGCUGUCCCAGGCUGCCAGCACGGACUGGGAAGCAGUGUUGAAACUCCUGACUGAGAAGGUGAAAUUACAGAGCGGGGCUGUGCGCAAACUCUGCACCCUGGAUGGGCUCCCACUGUCAGCAAGGGAGGCUCUGGUGAGUGGCCAUUACUAUGUGGCUGUCGGAGAGGGGUUCAAGGCCCUCCCCUAUCUGGUGCCUCGUCCCUCACUGCCCAGGGGCUGCUGGCAACCCCCAGACCCAAAGUCCAGGCUCCACAGCAGGGGGUAGGUGAGGCAGGGGGCCGAUGGCCACAGAGCACAGGCAACCCAGUCCUCUCCAAAGGAAGCCAGGCAAAUUGAGCCAUCUGCUUUUUAUGCCAGCCCCCAGCAAGCUUUUCAGCAUGCUCUCCACUCUCUUGAGGGGACCCAAGAAUCCAAGGCCUUCUCUGCCAGCCUCGGACCUGAAGUCAAGGGAGUGUAUGGGGCUCCCCAUGCAAGGAUGGAGACAGCACGGGCCCAGGGAGUAGCACAUGAUGAAGCCACCUGGACAGAGGCACCCCUGGAUCAGAGGGCAGCACAGGUAGUGGAAGAGGCCCUGAUCCUGGAAAGCCGGCGAGCUGGGGCAGCUCUCUCGGCCUUGGCCCCUGCUCUGCCAUCUUGAGAGCCAGCAGCUGCAGCCAGGAACUGGGGACCGCCACUCUGCGGCCACCAUUUAUCCUCAGCCUCCAGCGGCCGGUUCUCAAGGAAGCAGGGCCUCCCCUAGGCUCACAGGGUGCGCUGCAGCCCCUCUUCUGCCCCUAAACCCACAGCCCAGCCUCCUUUCCGCUCCGAGCAGAGCAGCC